AUGGCGAUGAAGUUGCUGAUCAUUCUCUCCCUCCUUUUUACACUAGGCAGUGCCGAUAUCAUCAUCGAUGUAACGGACUUCGGAACGAAAGCCGACGGAAAAUCUGAUGACAGCCAUGCAUUUGUAAAAGCAUGGAAUUCUGCUUGCAACUCCGAGGACUCAACUACCUUUCAAGUACCGGCCGGAAAAUAUCUACUCUAUCCGACCACUUUUGGUGGACCAUGCAAAAGUUCGAAAAUAACUAUAAAUUUGAAAGGAGAGUUGAUUGCUUCUCCUGAUAUUAACAAAGUAAAAGAUGGGGCAUGGAUUAGGUUUGAGAAGGUUGAAGGGUUAGAGAUCAAUGGUGGGGUAUUGGAUGGGAAGGGAGCUCUCUAUUGGGUCUGCAAGGAAGAUGAUGGAGAUUGCCCUAUAGGUGCAAAAUCUCUACUCUUCAACAAAUGCAAGAAUGUAACAAUAAACAACCUCACAUCAAUGAACAGCAAAAAGUUUCACAUCGUUUUCAAUGACUCUAAGGGGAUCAAAGUUCAUGGCAUAAAGAUUAGAGCCCCUGGUGACAGCCCUAAUACCGAUGGUAUUCAUGUUGAAGGAUCAAGUGAUGUUCUCAUAACAGAUCCAAGCAUACAAACUGGAGAUGAUUGUAUUUCAAUUGGACCUGGAACACAUAAUCUGCAUGUUGAGCGAGUGACUUGUGGGCCUGGACAUGGCAUUAGCAUUGGGAGCCUUGGACAUCACUUGGAUGAGGCUGGUGUACAGGAUGUGACAGUGAAAAAUGUAGUGUUUGAUGGGACAACAAAUGGGUUGAGGAUAAAGACGUUUGCGCGAAAGAGUAAUGGCUUUGUGAAAAAUAUAGUAUAUGAUGGGGUGGUCAUGAAUAAUGUGGAGAACCCCAUCAUCAUCGACCAGAAAUACUGUCCACACGAACAUUGUCCACAUCAGAAAUCCAGCAUAAAGAUAAGUGAUGUGACGUACAAAAACGUUAUGGGAACUUCUGCAACUGAGGUGGCCAUCAACUUUGCUUGCAGUGCAUGCAAGAACAUUGAAUUGCAAGAUGUAUAUCUUACUUACAAACAAGGCGAGGCUCAGGCCUCUUGCACACAUGCUAAUGGGAAAACAACUGGUUAUGUCAUACCACCUAGUUGUUUAUAGAUUUUUA
Amborella trichopoda is the source of this 1153-nucleotide messenger RNA. RefSeq names its product polygalacturonase. Gene Ontology annotation, biological process: carbohydrate metabolic process. Lineage: Eukaryota; Viridiplantae; Streptophyta; Magnoliopsida; Amborellales; Amborellaceae. The record is from RefSeq and is a predicted model, not a curated record. Gene Ontology annotation, molecular function: polygalacturonase activity.